Molecule: messenger RNA, 1243 nt
Organism: Osmerus eperlanus (European smelt)
Lineage: Eukaryota; Metazoa; Chordata; Actinopteri; Osmeriformes; Osmeridae
Product: 1-phosphatidylinositol phosphodiesterase-like
Exons: 3
Coding region: 31-1053 (340 amino acids)
Biological process (GO): lipid metabolic process
Molecular function (GO): phosphoric diester hydrolase activity
Source: RefSeq, a predicted model, not a curated record
UUUGUGCAAGACAGUAAGCCCUGGAUCACCAUGAAAAUGAAUGGCAGGACAUUUCACAGUAAACAGAUACUUUGUAUUUUCCUCCUGCUCCUGACAUUCUAUCAUGGAUGCUAUGGUACAGCAACAUACUUCAAUGACAGAGAAACACUUGAGGAAGAAAACUUAGAAUGGAUGACAAACAUCAACAACGACAUUGAACUUUCUAAACUGUUUAUACCUGGCACACAUGAUUCUUUAGCUCUCUAUGGUGGGUUUGCUGUAGAGUGCCAAUCAUGGAAACUGGAAACUCAGCUUAAGGCAGGUGUUCGGUAUUUUGAUCUCAGGGUGUGGAAUCUUAUUAAUAGACCAACAAAAAUGAUGCUUACUCAUGGUCCAGUCAUACAAUUUAAAUGGUUGUCUUCAGUAUUCCAGGACAUGGUAAAUUUUUUAAAAGACCAUAAAUAUGAAACUAUUUUGAUUAGAAUAAAGCCUGAAGUGGCAUUUACGAAGACUGUAAAGGAAAACACACUGUCCUUGCUCGAAACAUUAAAUUAUAACAGUUAUGUAUACCCUGACCCUGUGGCGGUUGAAAGCCAGGCUGAAUCUCCAAAAAUGAAGGACGUGAGAGGCAAAAUUGUAUUUUUAAAGUUAAAGGAUAGAUUUGAUUUUGGAAUACCUUAUACCACCACACAUGAGUCAGGGGCACACAAAGUCACUGAAAUUUCAGAUAAAUUGAAAAUGGUCUUAGAAAACAUAAACACCAAAAUGACCACAACAGACACUGAUGAACAAAUUGAAAAGGAACUGGACCUGAUACUUUCCUAUUCCAGUGGAACUGGCAUGGGGAGUUGGAAGCCUUGGUUAACCCCAAAGAAAAUUGCUGAGGACAUCAAUAACCAACUGGCUGAGAACCUAAACGCGUUGUCAAAUAAAAUUGUCCUUCAUGGCAUCCUUGCCAUGGAUUUUCCUGGGCCAGAUCUCAUCAAAAUUGUAAUAGAUUUCAAUAAGCGCCAUCUAGUAAACAAACCGGGUACUAGCAAUGGUAAAAGGUCACUGAAAAGAGGGCAAGCCUAGAAACCGAUCAGUCACAGUGCUAAAAGCUUGCUCGUGCCAUUUACAAGGUGUUUUCAAAUCACUGAUUUGUCAUUCCAUAAAGAUAAUGCUGCUUUGCUAAUAUAAUGCUUAUAAUGCUGAGUGUAUGCAGAGGAGCAUGUGCCAUUCAAUAAGUAUAUUCAUCAUUUGUUUGAUGUAAUUUGUAACACUG